Messenger RNA from Porites evermanni, 10804 nucleotides. The record is from the annotation of a GenBank genome assembly. NCBI's taxonomy places the organism in Eukaryota, Metazoa, Cnidaria, Anthozoa, Scleractinia, Poritidae.
AUUACACUGUAUUUCGAGACGCCUUUUGUCUUAGUUUCUGGAACUAAGAAUGGCCGAGAAAGUGCAGAAACAAUCUUCAGAUGAUUCGUCUUUUAAUAUAAUUACGUAAGUACAUUUUUAGGUAUGGAUUUCGUGAAAUGUGGAGUGAAACUUUGAUCAAUGUCCAGCUAACACAGAUUGAUAUAUUUUUGUAGAUAUGAGAUUCAUUGAUUGCAUGAUUUUAAUUUCAGACGGUAUAUCCGUUAAAGUAUAUCUUGCAUAUGACCGAAGCAGAAUAACUUUAGGGACCCAUAACUUUAAGCCUGUCUCAUUGGACUCUAGCUUACUACGAAAUUAAGUUGCGCAAUGUUUUCUUCAUCCUAGCCUAGGCCUGUAGAUGUAACCUUGUAAUCUGCAUUUCUUCUAGGUUAUUUUCUUUCAAACCUGUGAGAAUGUAUGAAAUGUUAUUUUAGUCAAAUAUGUGACGCGUUUUUAGAAGAAGUUUAGAGGGUUUUGUCCAGAAUCAAAGUAUACAACUAGCCCAUAAUAGCUCUAUUGUUCAUAACUUGACAGUGCUGACCGAUUGACCUGAGAUCUUUUGGGGGACUUUUGAUUGAUGUAUCGGCCAACAUCUGUGUUGACUGUCAAUCGAUAUAUCGGCCUCUAUGUUGGCCAAUACUUGCUCGACUCUCGGCCAAGAUGUUGGUUGACAGUUGACCAAUAAUUGGUCAAUAUUAUAUUCAAUAUGAUAUUCGGUCGCUACAGUCUAUUGGUCGAUACUUUGCUGAGGAAUCGUCAGCAUAUCACCGACACUUGGCCAAUGUAAUGGCCGAUACCUUGGUAGAAAUGUUGGUUGAAAUGUCGGUCGAUGCAUCAGUCGAGUGGCAGUCUAGUAUCGGCUGCAUAUCGGUCGAGACGUGGCUAGUACUUGACCGCUACAGUCUAUCAGUCCAUAGCUGGCUGGUACUUUGCCGAUGGAUCGCCGAUUUAUAUAUAGCGAUAGCGAUUGUCGACUGAUACACGACGAAUACCUUACUGAUAGUCAUCCAACAGUUCACCGAUACACUGGCAACACACUACCCAUGAUAUCAUGACCUGUUUAUCUUGUAUGUUUUUGUUUUUCCAGUGAAGGUCUCAGGGGAGUCACCCCUUUGUCUGUUCCUGAAAUAAUUAUGCUUAGAUAACAUAAAAUUAAUGAUCUAAUAAGCACCCUCUCACUAGCUCGCUCCAUUAGAUGCCCCACUCUAAUAAACCCUGGAGUAGCCAACUGAACAAAACCAAACCAAAAAUCAAUCAAACUCAAUCAAACCCAGUCAGUUCAUUGUUGUUCGAUUGGUUCAGUAAUUAAACAUUAUCGAACUAGAGCUUUUUGGGGAGUUUAAUUAAAAUCUUUAUUGUCAAAUUAAUUCAAAAUCAAUAAAUAUACUCUGGCAUUACUUAAUGGUGAUAGCGGGCAUAAGACUCACACUUCAACUUUAAGAGUCAACGGCCAACACUUACUGUGAGAGCUAAACCCCUAUCUCUCCUUUACUUCUAAACAAUAAACUUUUUAUUGACACUGACAGCAAAACAGUACUCAAGAAAGCCUUUAACUAUUGCUUCCAGUUGUUAGUUUCAUGCCGGGUUUCACGUUUUCCGUUCACUCCAUCAUCUUGCCUGUAUAUUCAUGUUUGUAAUUGAAGCUAACACAUAACUUACAUGCAUUUGUUAACCGCAACAUACUUAUACAUACAGCUGAGUAGUUUAUUUGUUGACGCAGGUCAGUUUAUGUUUGAAACCACAUGAAACUGGUUUUAUGUAUGAUUGUUGAAACUUCAAUUUUCAAACAUUUGAUUAUGUUUGAUUGUUAAAGUGGUUGAUUUCCAGACAUUUGAUAAAUGUGUUUGAUUGGCAAAAGUUUUAGGUAAGUUUGAUUGUGUUUGAUUACUGAACGCAGUCAUAGUCAAUCACAUGCUUGGAGUUCAAUUGAGCUUGAUUACCAAAUGUUCAACUGACUACGCCGGGAAUAAACACCUCCUGUUUAAUAGACUCUUCCUCCCGUGAAAAAAAGUAUACACUGAGAAACAAUCAAAGUUUAACAGGAAGGUAAAGGGUGAUUCAGAUUCUUAAGACGAGUACGACUACAAGUACAAGAUUUUCUCAAUACUACGUAGUGCUCGCACGAGAACCAGCAUCGUUUUUUGGCGGGAUAAGGUGGUAGCCAUGGUCAUUCUACUACUGCAAGUUUUAGUGAGAAUGUUGUGCUGGAAAAAACAAGAUAUCAAAUGUUAGUAAUUUUAUCAUUUUGCAAUCAGGAAAGCACUUAACCUCCUUCACUAAAGAUAACUGUGCUAACUUUUCUAGUGAAAUAUGGUAAAAUGAAGCUUUCCGGGAAGUCAACAUUUUGAGAAUGCAACAAAACUUUGGGUCAAAUCUCGUACUCAUAGUUCUCCUCGUCCUCAAAUGUAAAGGUCUUUAAUAAUAAUGGGGCACCUGCAGCUUUCAAGUCCAGUCAAAGCUCCCUUAAACUAACACUUUCAAAAAGCAGAAAAAAUUGGCUGCCUUUUCGGAUUGGUUUUUAUAAGCAAGAGUUCAAACAGAGUUAUGUUAAGGAGGAACAGAAUUACAUAUAGUGCUCUCUACUAACACUUUUUUAAAUAAGACUUGAAUCUGAGCUUUAGAUGUUAUUCGUAAGUUUGCUUAUCUCAGCUGUCUUAUACCUCUAGUGAGCUCAGUUCACAAGUGGAAGAAGAAAACACGGCGGAAAAUACUGUUGUGACAGAGUCCACCCCACUUGUUAUCCAUGUUAUUCAUCGUAGUGAUGAUCAUGAGAGAACCGGAACUGUUUUCUCGUCAAUAUUUACUCUGGUAUCAACUAUGGUUGGAGGAGGAAUCCUGUCGUUACCAUUUGCAUUUCAACAAGGAGGAUUUAUCUUGACAUCUGUGAUUUUACUUUGUGUAUUAAUGGCCUCCACACAUGGAGCAUUUUUAAUCAUUAACAGCAAGAGAUAUUGUCAAGGGAAAAUCAAGAAUGUAGAGGAUGUGGCUAACGUAGCAUUCGGAAAUAAGGGCAAGGUGUGUAUGACAGAGAAUUAUAGAGGACCUUAAGCAAUGACAACGUUGAUGUACCAGACAUCAAAAAUUGCAACCAGAAGUUGAUGUACCAGACAUCAAAAAUGGCAACCAGAAGUUGAUAUUUUUGCUCUUUUUGUGCACUGACCCGUUCAAUUUGUGCAGUGGGAGUUAAAACAAAGGCAUUCAGUUUCAUUGUGUGAAACAGAACCUUUCCAUCAAGCAAGACAUCAAAUUUCCGGUUGCUAUUCAUGACUUCUGGGCCAUCGAUGUUCUUGUUACUUAAGCUGUGUAAUGUUUGUAAAGUAAAUUACAUGCACACAGGGUGAAACAACCACAUUCUAUUACAUUAAUUUUGUAUUUUACUGACAUUACAUUUGGUUUAGAUGUGUCAUUAUUGUCCCCUUGUAUGACUGUAUGGAGGCCGUGCCAGGAUAAAUUGCGACAAGCGACAUGACCCAAAAAGUAGCAAGAGAGUGUAAAAUGAAAUCGUGACAACAGACAACCUCCCUAGGCCAAAUUGCGACAGUGACAGCGAAGCCGAGAAUAAGCGACAAAGAACGGUGGUUUGGCUGAUUUAUCACCAGUCUGAAUGCUAAGAAGAAGUAAUUUUAAUCAAUUUUCCUUGCGCUUCAAAGAACAUCUCUUGUCAGUAAGCUUCAGUGGACCCUCCUGUGAAAUUGUGUUAAUUGUGAAUGGCAAUGUAUAGGUGUUCGAUGCUCAAAAUGUUAACUGAGAAAUUGCAGAACUGUAAUAGUUUCUUUACCACACAUUGUUAUCGCCCUUUUCUAAGAUUGUGACAAAGACAAAGAAUUUUCAUUCAAUUUCCAACAGGGACGUGAAGAAUUUAUAAACACCAACACGAGACGUUUUAAAAUCCAGACAAGAGACAUGGGUCCCCCCGCCCCCACCCCUGGCAGGGCCUCUGUAUGAUUAAGGUCUAAGGCAGGAUUUUUGAGGCAGAAGAUCAGAAUAGCUAUUAUUUGCACUUGCCAUCUUCUACUGCACCAAAGGGAUUUAACUUUAAGGCCAGGAAGAUGAGCCAGGUGAUUUCAUGCAUUGUUUUGUUUUGUGUUUGGUUAAAUUCAAUGUAUUUACUGGUAGUGGGGUAGUGCACUUGUUUUAGAGCUUUUUUCUUUCAUCAGAUUCUUACACAAGUUGUCUUCAUCGUAACAUUGUUCCUGUGUUCAGUUGCCUACUGGAUUCUGAUAACAGACCAGGUAAGAAGGGGCAACCUUCAAAUUGUGCCUUGUACAGGGACUGGAAAAGAUUUUGUUGUCACUAAAAAUGUAACAAUAACCACUUUAUUUUGGUAUUUCCAUUUAUACAUGAUUUUACCAAACAUAAAGGAAAUACAAAAGGAAAAUUAGAUCUACUUAUUUUUUUAGGAAACAACAAAUCAAUCCAUUUUUAAAGCCAAUUUUUAUAUAUUUUUUUUCUUCUCUUAAUAUAAUAACUAUAUCAAUCAGUAUUAUUAAAAAGAUACCGUACUUUUUCAUAAUUGUUAAAAUUUUAGAAGACGUCAGUUUUGUUUUAGAAUCUUGUCAAAGACGGGUCUUUGUCAGAUCUUUAUAAUAACAAAUAUUAUUGUCCUCAAAAGGCAGUGGCAAAUUCAGAUGUUCAAGUCUGAGUAGGGGUCUGCUCAACCAGUACCUAAGCAAAUUAAUUAAAAGAUUUUUUUCCAAGUCCUAUUCUCUGUUUCAGUCUGGGCUAUGAAUAGGGAGGGGCCUUGAUCCUCACUGACCACUCCCAUAGACCCACCAAUGCUUGUGUAUUGUUUCUCUUUAUUAUUAUUCUUAUUGCUGGUCUUCAUCAGGCAGUGGCCUCUCUAAUGCCUCGGAUCAAUUUCUACCAGUAGAAAGAAGUUAAAAAUUUUAAAUCAAUAACAAAGUAACUACAUGUAUCAUGAGACAAAAGAUAAACAACCCUAUCAAAGCCGUUUUUUCUGGUAGAGAUAGUGCAGGACAUGCAUGUACUGACACAUGCGUGUACUUUAUAAAGGGUGUAUGCUUAUUAUUGGGUCGUUCUUGUAAUACUUUGCUUUUGACAUGGUUCUGCCAUAAUUCAUAUUUUUAGAUUGAGCCAAUUAUUGUGUUGCUUGUUGGUCAUCAUUCUUUCUGGUCAAAGAAGAUUGUAAUUCUGACUAUACCAAUGCUAAUUAUCUUCCCAAUUACAUUACUGAAGAGUUUGAAUGCACUCAGAUUCACAUCUGUUCUCAGGUAUUGAUAAUGAUGUAAUUUUUUUGUGAUACCAGUACAGUGGCAAUAGGAAAUCAUAUACAGGGUACAGUUAACUCUCUAAGACAGACAUGAAUGCAGAGACUGACACUUAAUGUCCAUCUUGGACCGAGAGGCAACAACAACAACAUCAAACCACGUAUCUCCACAAUAACUUUACAUGGUCUAAUGUAUUCUAAGUGAAGGGUUUUCUGAAAGAAAGGUGUGUGGUUUAAUAAGAGAAAGUUUAUUAAAUGAAUAAGUAAAUACAUUAUCCACGUAGUGGUUCUCAGUGUACCUUUCCUUGUCAAAUAUGGAAUUUGGUAAUGUUGGCUUUUGAGGAGAUGGGAAAACCGGAGUACCCUGAGAAAAACCUCUGAGAGCAAGGGAGAACAAUAAACAAUAAACUCAACCCAUAUAAUAAUUCAUCAUGUAUGCUGGAUGCAUGCAACAUAUGAAUCUAGUAAAUGGCCAUACUCUUGAUGAAUUUUUUGUAGCUCAAUGGAUCAAGUGCUACCCUGCUAGCAGACCUACUCUACCUUCUUUUUAUCAUGGGCAGAAGAAAGUAUUCUCUCGCCGAUAAUAAACAGAAAGUCAACUCUGCUAACAGGGACGUUGAGUGCGUGCCUGGGAUGUGGCAGGUCAUUCAACUGGUUUAAUUCCUGUUAGGGACCCAUGAUGUUUCUGUCCUAAGUUCAUCUCUUGAUGAUCAUAACAUCUUUUAUAGGUUCUGGUUGUUUGUUGCUUUUUCAUGUGAUAGUUUUUCUGCCAACACACAAUCAGAUCACCCACCUAUUCUACUACAUGAAACUUCCUCCUCCAUAGGCUUUCGUAAGGGUUAAUGGGGAGCACGGAACAAGACGUGAGAAGCGUGAGAGACAGAUGAUAGGAACGACUGCAGAGCAGAGCCCUUUCCUUAGUUAACUCAAGCAUCCCCCAAGAGUGAAUGAUAAUUAGCAGUUUUAUCUUGCAGUGUUUUGUGUGUGGUGUUCCUCGCCUGUGUUGUCAUUUUUAAAUCAAUAAAAAAUGACAUUGGUGGCCCUGUGGAUAAUCCUAAGAACCCUGUGCAGUGGUGGCCUACAGACUUUGGUGGUUUCCUUACUGCAAUUGCUAUCUCCGGACUGACUUUUUCAUGUCAUUUUAACAUCCUUCCUAUGCAUGGUGAGCUGCAAUACCAAACAAGAGCAAACAAGAGGAUUGUUCUCUAUACAGCAAUGGCAAUCAACUAUAUUCUGAAUGUUCUUGUCAGUUUCUUUGGAUUUUUCCAGGUGAGAUCAAAAGUAGUAUGGAAGCCUGGACUGCUUUAAUACUUCUUUACUGAGAGGGCGUCUUGUUAAGAUCAAGGUUUAAGGUUUCAGGGAAAAUGCCCACCUACCCCUCCCCUAAGCUAACAUUAACACUUACUUCUCAUUCAGGGCAAAAUGUUGGCUUAGGGGAGGGGUAGAUGUUGAUUUGAGAGGGAAUACAUUAGCCCUGAUGACUAUUGUCUUUAUCUCAUGCAUAAAAUGUGGCAGAAUAAUAAUUAUAAUGAAUAAUUAAUUAUUCAUUACUUUGUGGAAGAAUACAUUAACGCAAUUGACGUCUGCUCUCCUUGCCUUUUGUCCUCAUCUCAUGAAUAUAAGGCGGUGGAAUCUCAUUAAGAUAAGGUCACAUGCUUUUUUAGGGUCUUUAACCCAUUUGAUAGGUUUUCUAACUAUUUCUAGGUCCAAUGAAUGGCCUUUUUAAAUAGAGAAACAAAAAAAGAACCAAAAAAAUCCUUGGUGACUGUUCUUCUUACCUGAAAUACAAAAAAUGUAGAAGACACUCUUGUGCGGGAAAAGGUCCCAUAUGACAUACCUUCAGUAAAGUAAUCAGUGAAAGGAAGGCUGGUAUGGCAUAUACAUAUGUGCACAUUCCGAAAAUUUUUCUGUGCUUUACCGCAGCCUUGUAAAUGUCCUGUGGAAGACUUGAAGCAGUUGGAGCAUUGUAUCAAACUGGUUGUUGAGGGCUGGAUAUUAAACAGCAAAGACUAUUUGAAGUUAAGAUAUUGACGCAAGCCUUAGAAAACCCCGAUUUCAAAACUAUUCCCUGUUUUUGGCCAGCAUUAACAGUGGUGUUCUUUUUCAGUUCAGACAAUUCAUCGACCAGGACAUUACAAAGAACUACCGCCAUGAUGACGUACUUGUUAACAUUGGUCGAGUGGCUCUCGCAUGUACGCUUCUGCUUAGUUUUCCACUGCUCAUCUUUCCGUGCAGAGCCGUCAUUAACAGGGUAUGGAAAAUUAAUACUGCUGAAUAUGAGAAGCCCGAUACCAAGGCGUUGCUUUUUUUACUUUGUGCUCACAAUUCAGGCUUCGCCUAGCCUGUUCCAGGCUCUGAGAUAGUGGGGAAGACAACGAAAGAAAAGGGCACGCGAAAAGUUGGCGGGGCGGGAAAAGUGUCCUCCCGUUUUAAUUUCGUGUUUGCGCUUUCUCAAUUCAGCGGACUCGACUAUCUCGGAGUCUUGAAAAGGCUAGGCUUCGCCCUUCAUCGGUAGACGCAACCGUUUCUCAGUCUCUAGCGCGAAUGACGCGCUCGCUCGCUUUUAAAAGGAGGAGAGCGCCUAGGAACUGAGCAGAUAGAAAAACUUUAACUACAGGGAACCACACGGCACAGAAUAAAACUCGGCCGUUACUUCUUUUGUUAUGGGAUCUCUCUUUUUCGGGGCUUGUCAUGGCCUCCCACGCAGACGCUCUUAGGACUUUAUCACGCUACAAAACCUUCACAUUUUAUAAUUUUUUGCCUGACUAAAACUGUCCCUCUGCCUUAGCCCCAGAAUUACAAUUACAUUGAGGUGUUUUGAGCUAGUAUAGCACAUGCUAACGAGGGAAGACAUACAGCGGACGCUAAACGCAGCAAAAAUAAACAAUAAAUAACGAGAAAAUGUAAUUUAAAUCAGCUGAUUUAAAACGAGAGAAAGAGACACGAAUUGGCGAAACACAAGGGGUGGAGAAAAUGCAAGAAAACAAACUACUGGCAAGGGCGAGGGCGUGCCGCAGUGGAUGAUAAUUUUAUUUUAAUGUCAGUUCAGUUUUUUAUUAGACAAUAAUUUUAUAGAAGGCAGUUAAUGAUUUUAUUCUUUUCAAACAGUUGAUUUGGCGAAUAGAGACCAAGACCCUUCUUCAAUCUCAGCCUUCCACGACGUCACGCUCGCUAGAAUACUUCAGUAACGCAACAGGUACAGGCCCCUCAAGGGUCACGUGGCUGGUGGAGACUGGACUUUUAGUGUUUCUUGGAUAUAUCCUGGCGUAUUACAUCCCACAGGUCAGUUGAUUCGUUCCUUCGUUAUCAAUAGUUAUGAGAUCUUCUAAAGCGCUUAUACCAUAAAACAAUAUAAUUCCCUUUAGCCAGAAGCCCCUAACCAAGAACGAGCAACUCCCAUACCAGGCCUUAUUUCGCGGCGUUUUCACGGACCGGCUUAGAGCUUUUUUCCCAUAAAAGCCUAUGAGCGCAGUCGAAGUAUAAGGUGUGAAAAAGAAAAAUGAAAAGGUAAAAAAUACCACUUUGAUGUCUGUACGUUUUGCUGGCUGGUUUGUGGCACUUAAACAGGUUAUUUGAAAUUUGAGUCAAGUACGUUCUAAAACUGUACUGGGCCCGGUUCCUGAAAGUCCGUUUAGCACUUAUCCAGGAUUAAAAUUUUGUUCCACUUUUUGUAUUUACCUUCCUAUACAUUGCCUAGAGAAUAAUUUGUGUUAUCAUUUCUCUUUUUCGAAGUAAAGGCACAACUGUAUUUUGUAAACUCGAGCUACAUGUUCUUAGACAAGAAAACCUUGCUUAAAUUUCGCUUAAUCCUGGGUUAAACUUAACCAUGUUUCGAUGAAAACGCUUGGACAAGAACACGUGUACAUGGAAGUUACUCGCUCCGGGUUUGAGCUCCUGCUUUUGCGUUUUGUAAUUCCCUUGAACCCCACCCCUCCCUCUUUUUAUGCCUUCCACCCCCCCCCCCCCCCCCCCCCCCCCCCCCCACCAUCCCCCCCAUCCCCCCUUCCCCUAUCCCGCGUUCCCUUUGUGCUGCCUUUUGACUGACACUCGAUGUAAUACAAAUGCUAUAAGCUUGUGUUCAUUUAUUUAUCGCAGGUUGCUAUGGUGUGGGGAUUUGUUGGCGCCAUUGGUAGCACCAUCAUGAUUUACAUCCUACCACCAGCUUUUUAUCUGCGCGUGCGCAUUCACCCGGAGCGGCCUGACCUGAAACAAGUGGCGGCCUGGGGCCUAAUGUUGACUGGAUUUUUAGUGUUGUUCGUUGGCACCUAUCAGUCAUUUGCUAACGUCAUCAACCCAAUUCCUAAACUAACCCCACAGCAUCCCCUAACUAAUAAUUCAACAUCGUAAAGUAAGUGUGAACGCGACUACAUUGGUGUUGAUGUAACGAGAUUUGUGGCCACGUUCUGAAAGCAGGACCAGAACUGUUCAAAGCUGUUAUAUCGGACUCUUCAUAAUAUCAGCGAACUAAAAAGGAUGAACCGCAGGAAAACUUGGGAUCGGUUCAGGCCUGAGUGAAGUAAACUGAAGGGCGACGAAACAAAUAAAAGCUGUAAAUGGUGGGAAAGCCCUCCCUGCCUUUGAUAAAUUAUAAAUAAAUAAAUAAUGGUAAAUUAACUUAGUUAAUUCAGCUCAGCUCAUGUGAAGUGCGGCGUUGGUCCUUUUUAGGUGCAGCUAAUUUUUACGGUCGAUCCGAUCUAAAGACAAUCAGCCAAACUAAAAAAACAAGAGCCAAACUAAAUUUCAAUUUGUCUUGAAAAGUGGCGGAGUAAAAAAGACCGUUUCGGUGGCAUUUUGAAUUGCAUGUUGAAUUAACUGCUGUAUUACGUCCAAACAGGCCUUCUUUAUUUAAUUUAGGUCUACCUCAACUUACUCUUAAUUAAGUCCAGCUCAUGUGAACAAAGGCGUUUGCGCGUAGCCUUCCAUAAAUGGUAAAGAUUAAAAGUAAAUAACUUAGUUCAUUUUAAAAAAGAGUCAGAGUUAAUCUGCGUUUCUUUUCAAGUAAGCAAGGAUUUUUCCGUUAUUUAAGGCAAAUUCUGAUCUUCCUUGUUAAUGAUUCCAUUUUCUAAUAAAAAAAUGAAUCUGUUGGGCGCUGGGUAAAAAAAUAGCACCUGAUGGUCAUGGCCUAAUCAAAUCUAUAAACGAUAUUAAUUGUCACGGAGUACCUAGCUAAAUAGACGUCUCGGAGGCAUGCAAUUAAAUUUUUCAAUGGCGAUAUAGAAACUUGAUUUCUGCCAUUUUAUUUGAAAUGCUAUUUAUUUAUUUAAAUAAAAAUGAGUAUUGUGUAGUUUAUUAAAUAUUUGCAUUAAUCUUUAUCAGUAUCAAUUACCUAUAAUAGUAUUCUCUCUAUAAAGAGGACCUGAGAUUCAAGUUCAGUUAGUCCUUAAUGAUUAGAAUCAUACAGGUUUAUACGCAGAAGUUUUAUGGAUUCAUCACUAUUUAUAGAAAUAUGAAAUGAUUUUUAUCAAAUUAUUUUUACCAAAAGACAGAGAAUUUAUCUAUCAUUGGCAUUGUCGCUUGUAUCGUUGUAUUUUUACGCAUAAAUGAUGUUGAUUGUUUAAA